This is a messenger RNA of Paramuricea clavata, 468 nucleotides long. NCBI's taxonomy places the organism in Eukaryota, Metazoa, Cnidaria, Anthozoa, Malacalcyonacea, Plexauridae. The record is from the annotation of a GenBank genome assembly.
AUGGCAAACGAUCUACAGUAUGUCAUAACCCUACCAGCGGCAGGUGAAAUCAUGAACGCACAGGGUGGGGGAAAUAUGGAACGGUAUACCCUGGAAAACAUCGAAUUGGAGUACGAAUCCAUCGACAACAUCGAAUUGGCAAGAAAAGUGGAAAGUCAGCACAACGCCGGACGGAAGCUGUCUUUAGAAUAUGUCAUCCUGAUGAAAUUGACGGAAUGGAGUAACGACUCCACCAUUAUCAACGAAACGAUCAACGUGCCACGAAGACGCAUGAAAGCCAUCGUCAUGUUGUUUACGAACAAGACAAAGACAGACAGCGAAGAAUAUGUUUACCCCAACAUCGAAAAGGUUAGGGUAACCGUGGAAGGUGUGCCCAACGCAGUCUACAGUCAAGGUAUUCCGAAAACAAGACUAUACGAAGAGGCAAGACGACUGUUGGCACCAGUGAAAUCAGCCAUCAAACACUAA